UCACCCUAAAAAACAAUAUCAAAUCAGCUGGAAGUCAAGAAACAAAAAAAAGCCAACAAUAUUAAAGAAAUCUAUGUUAAAUACAUAGGAAUUCCGGCCGCUAAAAUAUGGGAAGGAAAUGCGGGAAAACAAGCUCAAGAAAGUCAAGAAAACAGACAAUAAAAAGCGAACCGGACCCUGAGGAAACAAGAGAAAGGAACAUAGAUAAUGAAGAUGUCCGAUCUUCGAGAUACAUUAAAACAGAAGAUAGUUUUACGGAGACUGAGUUCUAUGAGGUGGUUAUGCUGGAUGCGGAGAAUCCGGUUAAGGAAGAGUAUCCCUUGGAGGAGCCCGAUCCGGUGGAGGAGGAGAUAAGCUAUCAUUUGGCUGGGCCACCAAAAGUCUGUUCCAAAUGCAUCAGAGCUUUUCCAACCGAAGAGUUUCCCACCCACGACUGCAAGGACAUCAAUGCCGAUAAAUACCCCUGCAAAAUUUGCCCCCGGAAGUUCCGCUACAAGUCUUUAUUGGUCGUACACCUAAAAACACACCUUAGGCUGCAGAAAGGUGAGAGCAUCCCAGAAUUGGAGAGGGUGAAACCUGCGAAAACAAACCAUCGCAGAGUCCUACAUAACUACGAGUACAAUUACUCGCCCACUCCAAGAUGGAAGUUAUCCCGCCGGAGGGCCGGAGCAAAGCUCAUCCAGCAUCAGCGACUGUGUGACUAUUGUCCCAUAGCCUUCUCCAACGAAGCUCAUCUGGAGAAGCACAUAAAGCAUCACCAUGCCGAGGUGAUUGACUCCAUCGAAUUCAUUACCCCAGAUCCGGAGUUUCAAGGCACGGAACAGACCAGCAUCAAGUUAGAAAAUAAUCACACAGUACUGAAUUGCAUCAAGUUAGAGAAUGAGGAAACGGCAGAAAGCAUUCAUUACACCUAAAUUUAAUAAGUUUUGUUAAAAGGUCUUCAAAUCCUUAUUAAAAAAUCAUAAUUUUUAAAACUUUUGGAAAUUUAUAUUUAAUUUUACAGUAGUUAAGGCUUUUUUAAUUUUCUUCUCCGUCUUUUAUAUUACAAAUAGUUACAUGUCAAGGAAUCACAAUCAUUUAAAUUUUUGCCAUCUGUAGCUAAAUAAUACAUAAGUAUGCAAUAAAUAUUUAUAAGCUAUAAUUAGUUGCAGCUGGUUUAGGAAACGUAUCUGUAAGUGCUGGACUGAGUUCGCUCUAUAUCGGGCGUGUCCUUAUUGAGUAAAACUUCAAUCCUUUCUUUAAUAAA
Messenger RNA from Drosophila elegans, 1246 nucleotides. Its product is annotated as histone-lysine N-methyltransferase PRDM9. The coding region runs from base 108 to 914 and encodes 268 amino acids. The record is from RefSeq and is a predicted model, not a curated record. NCBI's taxonomy places the organism in Eukaryota, Metazoa, Arthropoda, Insecta, Diptera, Drosophilidae. The transcript has 3 exons.